CAAAAACCUUGUAUUCUCGUCAUGACCCACUUUAAUUUCAAGAUGGCUCCCAAGAUUGUGCUCGCCGGUGCUCUCGUGUUAUUUGCCGUUUUUUGCAGCAGUCAUGCAUCUAAGAGAACACUUGUCUUGUUAGAUAAUUGGUCUAUAAGAGAAACACAUUCUGUAUUCUUUAGAUCACUCAGAGAUCGUGGGUUCGAUUUGACGUUCAAGCCUGCUGAUGAUGCCAGUCUUGCCCUUGUGAAGUAUGGCGAGUUUCUAUAUGAUAACCUUGUUAUCUUUGCACCAUCUGUUGAAGAGUUUGGUGGUUCAAUUGAUGUAGCUGCUAUAACUAGUUUCAUAGAUGGGGGUGGCAAUGUCUUGGUGGCAGCCAACUCAUUGAUAGGGGAACCAAUCAGAGAUCUGGCUAGUGAGUGUGGUGUUGAGUUUGAUGAAGAGGGAACUGCAGUCAUUGAUCAUCUUAAUUAUGAUACCCAAGACACUGGAAAGCAUACCCUGAUUGUAGCAGACCCUGCCAAUCUGAUUGAUGCUAAGAUGAUCACUGGGGACACCAAGAUUGCUCCUUUACUCUUCAGGGGUGUAGGCAUGGUAGCUGACCCUGACAAUCCUCUUGUGUUGAAUGUACUACAUGCAUCAUCCACAGCUUACUCUUUCAAUACAGAUUCACCAAUUGAGGAGUAUCCCCAUGCUGUGGGAAAGAACACAUUGCUGGUCUCAGCUCUCCAGGCCCGUAACAACGCCCGCGUCAUGUUCUUCGGCUCCCUCGACUUCUUCAGUGAUGAGUUCUUUAGUGCCCCUGUACAAAAUGCCAAUGGUGGACAAAUGUUUGAGACAUCUGGAAACCGUGAUCUAGCUACUGCUUUGUCCCAGUGGGUAUUCAAGGAGAAGGGUGUCCUCAAGGUGGGAGAAGUAAAACACCAUAAGAAGGGAGAGACCAGCCCCCCAGAUUACUACAUCAUCUUGGAACAAGUGGAAUAUUCCAUUGAGAUCUCUGAGCUGAAGAACGGCAAAUGGGUACCAUUUGAUGGCAAAGAUGUGCAGCUGGAGUUUGUUCGUAUUGAUCCAUUUGUCAGGACAACAUUGAAGAGUACAAAUGGCAAGUUCAAGGCAACAUUUAAGCUUCCUGAUGUCUAUGGAGUGUACCAGUUCAGAGUAGACUACAACAGAGUUGGUUAUACACAUCUGUUUAGUACAACACAGGUGUCCAGUCAUCCAUUGCGGCACACACAGUAUGAGAGGUUCAUCUUAUCUGCCUAUCCCUACUAUGCUAGUUCAUUCAGUAUGAUGUUCGGCUUAUUCAUAUUCAGCCUGGUAUUCUUGCACUACAGGGAAGAGACUAAAGAAAAGGCAGAAUAGGACAAUUAUUUCACAUCAUCAUUUCAACAACUGCCCUAUAUAACAUCAAGGAUGGUUAUAAUCUGAUUGUUUCAUAGAAGUGUUAUCUGUUCCUUCGAUUGAAUUACUGAAGUAGAAGGGAAAUGCAGCACAUGAAUAAACUUGGUUAUCUGAUAAGCGUACACAUUAGGUCACAUCAAGUCUUCAUGAAGUCAUAUUCAUAUCAUUUUUCACAUUUCAUGUUGCAUAAUCACAAUUAAUUUAUUAACAGUUUAUUGAACAGUAAAGUAUAAAUCAUAAAAUGUGAUUCAUGAUUGGGUGCAUUGUGAACUUCAAUACACACAAAUUCAAUCAUAAAGAAAAAGAGAAAUAAUUGAAUUACUUAAUGGACUAGAGAAAUCGCACUUACCAGACUGAAGAACAUGGCCACAAUACCCCAUUCCCAAAAGAGGAACAUUAUCAUCCAAAACCAAAAGGAGCCAAAGUUCAAGGUCAAAGUUCUCAUGUAGAGGACGCCUUUCCAUUUACUUAGUAUAUGUGUUUGUAAAAUAUUAGUGAAAACAUGUUUUAUACUUUAAUACAUUAUGAAAUUGUAGAUUAUGUAUGUUUGAAUUGGUAUGGUAAUACCAUGUGUUUUGUUAAAAUAUAUCUUCUGUUGAAAUACAUGAAAUAAAAAUGAUGAUGAAAUGAAAAUAGAA
Messenger RNA from Owenia fusiformis, 2030 nucleotides. Lineage: Eukaryota; Metazoa; Annelida; Polychaeta; Sabellida; Oweniidae. The record is from the annotation of a GenBank genome assembly.